AAUGCUGUAGUGGUGACCACAGUCUAUGUUCAACAAUUCAACUGAAAACUGAAAUUCAACUGAAAACACUGAAACAACCACCGCUUGUCUUUGACACUACGCCCUAGACCUUGCUGUGUUUGAAUCUUUUUUUAACCGCAUCUUAUUUCUGCUGACAGUUUUAAACCAAAAGCACAAAUACAGAAAACAAACGACUGUAUAAUUGAACAGAAUGAGUGAUAGCGACAACUGAAACACUUCCCAUGUAACAGGAUUCAGCAGCAAGGCGGCCAACUACUUUCACGCCAUCUCUACAGGAGUGAUAGGCAGCUAUUUAUUUAACAGAAACUUCCCAAGAGCACAGCAUUCAGUACUGUCUGUAACAAACUAUAUGACAAAGACAACUUUCCCAGAGUGCAUAUUAAAAUGAAAUAUGUACAUCUUUGUAUUGAAACAUCAAGUGCUCAAAUCACAAACCACUCUUCUUCCAUCACUGCAGACUUUGCUCUGUUAAAACAAACAGGGUGUCAUUUGUCAUCAGACCUCAGUCUCAUAGCUCUCACUUCCUGUCAAGUGAGGCAAGCGAAGGUUCUGUAUUCUACCAGGCUGUGGCCUCGCAGCCUUCUACAGCGGUUGCCUUCUGGGCUUCAUGUACACCAAACUAUGGGGACCUCUCCCAACUGAGACACACCAACUCAUACAGGGUUUCUGAUUUUUGUGAACUUGGAGCAGGUUAAGGCCGGCCAGGAUUCGAGGGUUACAUCUUGUGUAGGCUCAGUCAUCAGGACACAGCAGAAUUCAGAUGUUAACAGGAAACAGCAAUGGAGGGAAAGCGUCUUGUUAUUGUGUCGUUUCUGUGGAUGCUGCCACGGGGACUGAAUGGCACAGUGACACUUCAACCUAACCUCCACUCUACCAACUUCAGAAGCAGUGAAGUUACUGCAACUUCGGACAAUAAAGUUUCACUCUUAGAAAUGGCUCAAGAGCCCCUCAACAACGCACCGGAUGAAGGACAACAUAGCACUGUAGCAUCUUCAGUUGAGUUGAAGCUCACAGUGAAAAGUGAACCACAGACUUCAGACCAGGUGUCGACCAGAAACAUUCUCAGCCACGAUCGGCCUUCAAUGCAGCCUUUGCGUAUGAGCACAAAGAGGAACUCCCAGUCACCUCAGGACCGCCAAACAACCAGAUAUAAAAACAAGUCUACGGUGGAGAUCACAGCAGAUGGAGCCCGGGAAACUUCGCCCGCUAUGUGGAAUCAACCUCUGGUAAGGCAAGUUACACCCUCCGGCAAGGACGAAGUUAGUCCAACAGCAUCACCUAGACCUUCUGAGUUGUCCACUCAAACAAACUCACCGACACCAAAUCAACCAACAGAGAUCCAAACGGGGCCUAUUCCGUCCAAUUCUCCAAUUUCGCAGUCCAAUGACUCCACAGGCAGGAACCGACCCACGCCAACUGUUGUUGAAUUUGGAGUGACACCGACUAGAGCGGAAUAUACUUUGAACACAGGUGGAGAGGCUCAACUAUCCAGGACCGCCUCCCAGGCCCCAGUCACAAGCAGGAGAUCAACCCCUUCACACCCCACUGAAAGAGGUCCAACAGGCCCAUCUGAGCUGCCUAGUGCUGCCACUUCCCCCACCACCCUACCUCCAACUACAGCCAUGACCAAAUCUUCAACCCACGUCUCCACUCCAUGGACGUCGACCAAGCCUGCCAAGACCCUUGCCACCACUGAAGCCUCUGUUACUUCUAGUGUUGACGUUACCAGCAGCAAGGGUCAAUCCACACCAAUGGUCCCCACUAAAAAAGAAGUUGCCACUGCCACCACCACGGCAAAAAAGAAACCAAAGCCUCCGACAAAAACUGCAAACAAAGACGAGCGAAAAAAUACGGGGAACCAUGGCUCAGCGGUGGCUGUACUGAUUGGUGGGACGCUGUUCAUGAUGCUGGUGGGUUUCGGGGUCAUCUUCGUGAGGAAGCAAAGACAACAGAGGAUCCAGCUGAAGAAUACAGCCUGGGCAGGCCCCUCUCCGUUUCUGGACGGUAGAGUCCAGUCUCAACAGGAUUAUGACGAUAGUGGUGAUGUCCAUCUGAGGGGCUCCAAUGGAAUCUCCUUCUCUGGCUUCCUGUCUCAGCAACUCUCCAAGAGGUUCUCUCUGAUCCAGGAUACUAACCAGGAAUUCCAGAUGGGUGAGAUUCCGUCAGGAAGUACAUUCGGAAGAGAGACUGUUUCAGAUUGUUAAACCGUGCAACGGGACUGCUGCGUUGAACAAAGAAAAUACUGAGGAGGUACAACUUCCAGACAACUCCUCAUCUCCUCCGCCACCGACGUCUUCAGAGACCACUGCCACAGCACCCACCCAUGACCAUCAGCCUCCUUCCUCCUUGCAGGAUGUUGAUCUGGGGUCAGACAAUGCUCCCAAUCGCUCUUCCUCUCAUACGCCACCAGAUAUCCCAGAAUCUGCUCCUCCACCACUGUUGGGUGUUCACCUGCGUCCCCCCUCAGACCAGGCCAGCCCCCCUCCACCAGAGAGCACAUAUUUCCCCAUCCCCCCGGACCCGCCUUUACCCAUCUCCAAGCAGUGACAGAUAGCAACACACAGGAAACCCAAUCUCCUCCCCCACCACCCAACAAAGGAAACCACUUUAACCAAGAAACUAAACUGAUGCUUAUCAGUGUUUUGCUUCCUCUAUCUAUACCUCUAUCUGAUGAAACAUUGAUGAAAUGGAUCUUCAACUAGGCUUAUAGCCAUAGUUUGAUUGUGAAAACCAAGCUAACCCUCUCCCUAUUCAACAGGAUAACUAACAUUGGCCACAAUAAUCAGCUUUUUUCCCUAUGAUCUUUCUUUGGUAUGAAGGCAACCAAACGUACACUCAGAAAGCUUUCCCAAAUGUUUUGAUUCAAGAUGUGGAUACUUUUCAGAUCCAUUUGAAUUCCGCCUGACCAAUCUGUAGCAGUGAUAAUUAUUUCAUGCUACAAUAAUUGCUUUUCUCCAGUGUACUUUUUGGAGAGAAUCACACAGGAUGUAAAGGCCUAAACAUCAGCAUCAUACCCAGUGGUGAGAUAAUUCAGAGAAGGAUGCACUGCUGAAGUAAUGUAAUUGUAAUAUUUUGUGUGUGUGUGUGUGUGUGUGUGUGUGUGUGUGUGUGUGUGUGUGUGUGGCAAGUGAACAUUCUCAGAGCAUAAGUCAAGUCAAUGAAAACAAUCUACCCAGGCUGAAACAUUCACGGUGAAAGAAGUACUAAAAAUAAAUGAAACAAAUGGGUGAAUUAUAUAAUUAAACUGAGGAACAAUAGAAAGAAUGAAUGUGAGAAAGAGUGAGCAGGGAGUUAGUCUCUCAGUGGGGCUGGCCCAACACUGUUAGUCAGUGCCUUACUGCAGUGUUGCAGUUGCUCCCAGUGUACUUCAGAGCUGUGCAGUACACUAACAGUAAAGAUAGACAGAAAGAGGGAAAUGUCAGACCCACAAAAAAUGCGUCAAUGUCUCAUUAUUAGGAAUUUUAUGAAUAAUGACUAAACAAUAUCUACAUUUAAAUAUAACUAUAAUUAAACUCUACCCUGUUUUACAAUAUCUGAUUAAAUAAUGUUAGUUCCUAAGAAAGAGGUUAUGUAGCAUGGAUAAGGGGUAAUUGGAAAUGAUAACCAUUGUGUAGGAAGGAAUGUGUUCGUGUGUCUUAAGUAAGCCAAGAGUGUCAUUAACCAAUGUUUGAAUCGACUCAACUAUAACUCUGUGGCGAUCACUCUGUGGCGGUUUUCCGUAUCUGGAACUGUCUGCUAAAGUGGUAAUAAAUUAUGGUGAGACUUCAGGAGUUAAUCCAGAUAUAUUGUGUGUCCUGUAUGUGCGCUAGAGAGUUGUAAUGAACUUUUGAACCUGCUUUGUCUUGGUCGAGAGGAGGAAAGACAUUUUAAAACCUAUGACAUCAUAUGUGAAAUAUAAGCUGUUGUACAUGGUUCUCAGGGCAGCGCGCUCUCGAGAAUAAAUGCUAUUGGCUAAUUUUGAUAGACUGGUCUCUGUCUAUUUUAUGCAAAUAAGGAUCUUACAAAUUCUUAGAACCAGAAAGAGUGAUUAUAAUUGAAUUGGUUAAUGAACACAUAUAGGAAUUAUUAAAUUCCUUUGACACUCAUCUGAAGAGAAACCACAGAAACAAGAUGGGAGACGGAAAGCAACCACCACACCCAAUCACCUACACAUACUUGUCAACAAAUUAGAUGUUAAAUGCUCGUUUGUUCAUCAAUCACGUAUUUAUGCAGUAAAUCCAAUUAUGGUAAA
Molecule: messenger RNA, 4252 nt
Organism: Oncorhynchus tshawytscha (Chinook salmon)
Lineage: Eukaryota; Metazoa; Chordata; Actinopteri; Salmoniformes; Salmonidae
Product: cell surface glycoprotein 1
Exons: 2
Coding region: 801-2225 (474 amino acids)
Source: RefSeq, a predicted model, not a curated record